GUAGAUAGUUCAUAAUUUACAUUGUUCUCCAUUCCAAUUAAGGAUGGCAAGAAUUGGCAAAGGGAUUCAAUCAUGUCUAUCCUGGAUUCAUCAAACAGAUGGUAGAGUGCCAACAAAUGCGAUUGAUGCAGGUCAUGCUGUUUACAUUACUCGUAUAUGUCAUUCUGGUGAUGUAAUUCCUGGUAAAGUUGUACCACAUUUGGGCAAAGCUUAUAUUAGUUAUGAUGGAACAGAAUAUGAAUUCGAUUCAUAUGAGGUAUUAUGUGAUACAAAAUUACCAUAUGGUCCCCAACAUUGUUACAAAUGGGAACGACAUAGUAAUGGAUAUGUUCCUAAAUAUGCUGUUGUUGGUGGUAUAACUUCAUCCAAUGAACCACUUUACAUAGCUCGAGAAUAUAUUAAUGGUGAACGAGUAGUUGGGAAAGUUCAUGAAAGUCAUGGAUGCGCCUAUUUCCCUUAUGGUGGUCAAGAAAGAAAAAUGAAUCACUAUGAAGUUCUUGUAUUAAUUAAAUAACUGCAAAAAAAAAGAAAAAGAAAAACAACGAGUUCCCGGACCAUAACUAUCGUAAAUUAAAUUUUCUUUUUUUUGAAAAAAAAUCAAUCUUAUUUAUUUUCAUUUAUUAUUUCAUUCAUUCUUAUUCACCAUUUUUGUUACCAAGCGAUUAAUGACCAUUGGAAAACACGUACUCAGUUUUUUUGUUAAACCAAAUGAUAAUCAUUUUUCUGAAUAAAAUUUGUUUAUUAU
Schistosoma rodhaini is the source of this 745-nucleotide messenger RNA. The record is from the annotation of a GenBank genome assembly. NCBI's taxonomy places the organism in Eukaryota, Metazoa, Platyhelminthes, Trematoda, Strigeidida, Schistosomatidae.